Indicator indicator is the source of this 2611-nucleotide messenger RNA. It is a transcript of the gene ABLIM1, whose product is annotated as actin binding LIM protein 1. The record is from RefSeq and is a predicted model, not a curated record. Gene Ontology annotation, cellular component: stress fiber; actin cytoskeleton. The transcript is spliced from 25 exons. The coding region runs from base 236 to 2215 and encodes 659 amino acids. Gene Ontology annotation, biological process: cilium assembly; lamellipodium assembly; cytoskeleton organization. Gene Ontology annotation, molecular function: actin filament binding. NCBI's taxonomy places the organism in Eukaryota, Metazoa, Chordata, Aves, Piciformes, Indicatoridae.
UCAUCCAGGCAGGAAAGGCGCAGUGGCCCAUCCUCAGGAGCCUCACCACCCCUCUGAAAAGCCAGUCAUCCACUGCCAUAAAUGUGGGGAGCCAUGUAAAGGUGAAGUGCUCCGUGUUCAGGCCAGACACUUUCACAUCAAAUGCUUCACCUGCAAAGUGUGUGGCUGUGACUUGGCACAAGGAGGGUUUUUCAUCAAGAAUGGGGAAUACCUCUGCACCUUGGAUUACCAGCGCAUGUAUGGCACCCGCUGCAAUGGCUGUGGGGAGUUCGUGGAAGGUGAAGUAGUGACAGCUCUGGGAAAAACCUACCAUCCAAGCUGCUUUGCCUGUACUGUUUGCAAGCGUCCGUUUCCCCCAGGUGAUAGAGUUACCUUUAAUGGAAGGGACUGUCUCUGCCAGAUGUGUGCUCAGCCAAUGUCCUCCAGUCCAAAGGAACUGUCUGCUUCAGGCAAUUGUGCUGGGUGUGGAAGAGAUAUAAAAAAUGGACAAGCCUUGCUAGCUCUGGAUAAGCAGUGGCACCUGGGAUGCUUUAAGUGCAAGGCCUGUGGGAAGGUCCUAACCGGGGAAUACAUCAGCAAAGAUGGAAUUCCUUAUUGUGAAAAGGACUACCAAGUUCUUUUUGGAGUCAAGUGUGAAGCAUGUCACCAGUUCAUUACUGGGAAAGUUCUAGAGGCAGGUGACAAGCAUUACCAUCCAAGCUGUGCACGAUGCAGCAGGUGCAACCAAAUGUUCACAGAAGGAGAAGAAAUGUAUCUGCAAGGUUCCACUGUCUGGCACCCCGACUGUAAGCAAUCUACUAAGACAGAAGAUAAGCUCCGGCUGAGCAGCAUUCGACAUUCCUCAUCUGAGUUCUUUUAUCCAAAGAGUCUGGUUCUGCGCAGGCCACGCUCUGCAGAGUUGCUUUUUGUUUUUCAGCCUACAAGAACAUCAUCAGAAAGCAUUUAUUCCAGACCAGGUUCCAGUAUUCCUGGCUCUCCAGGCCACACUAUCUAUGCAAAAGUAGACAAUGAAAUCCUUGAUUACAAGGAUUUAGCAGCCAUUCCCAAAGUCAAGGCCAUUUAUGACAUUGAACGUCCAGACCUAAUUACUUAUGAGCCAUUCUACACUUCUGCCUACGAGGACAGACAGGAGAGACAGAGUCUUGGAGAGUCUCCAAGGACGUUAUCACCUACCCCUUCUGCAGAAGGUUAUCAAGAUGUUCGAGAUCGCAUGAUUCACAGGUCUACUAGUCAGGGCUCCAUUAAUUCUCCAGUGUACAGCCGCCACAGCUACACACCCACCAUGUCACGAUCCCCUCAGCAUUUCCACAGACCUGGCAAUGAGCCGUCCAGCGGUCGGAACUCCCCUGUCCCCUAUCGGCCCGACAGCCGCCCUCUCACUCCAACUUACGCUCAGGCCCCUAAACAUUUCCAUGUUCCAGAUCAAGGUGUCAACAUUUACAGAAAACCACCCAUCUACAAACAACAUGAUGCAGCUGCUUUGGCAGCACAGAGCAAGUCCUCCGAGGAUAUCAUCAAGUCCUCCAAGUUCCCAGCUGCUCAUGCACCAGCACCCAACGAGAUACCAAAGAUUGAGACAGACCAUUGGCCAGGUCCUCCCUCCCUUGCGGCCAUAGGAGCUGACAUGAGACGCAGAUCAAGUGGAAGAGAAGAAGAUGAUGAGGAGCUACAGAGACGCCGGCAGCUGCAGGAGGAGCAGCUCAUGAAGCUCAACUCUGGUCUGGGACAAUUGAUAUUGAAAGAAGAGAUGGAAAAGGAGAGUCGCGAUAGGUCAGCCCUUUCUGCCAGUCGUUACGAUUCUCCAGGUAAUUCGUCACAUGCUCCAGCCUCCAAAACUUCUUCUCUUCCUGGGUAUGGAAAAAAUGGACUUCACAGGCCUGUGUCUACAGAUUUUGGUCAGUACAACAGUUACGGGGAUGUGAGUGGUGGUGUUAGAGAUUUCCAGUCCCUUCCGGAUGGUCAUGUCCCUGGAAUGAGAAUGGACAGAGGAGUAUCUAUGCCUAACAUGUUGGAGCCAAAGAUUUUUCCAUAUGAAAUGCUCAUGGUGACCAACAGAGGGCGAAAUAAAAUACUAAAAGAUGUAGACAGAACCAGGCUGGAGCGUCACUUAGCACCUGAAGUUUUCCAAGAAAUAUUUGGCAUGACGAUACAGGAGUUUGACAAGUUACCUCUCUGGAGACGCAACGACAUGAAGAAAAAAGCUAAACUCUUUUAAAGUCUCCCUUUAAACAACCCAACAACAACAACGAUGAUGCAUGGGAUGUUGCAUCAUGCAGUCCAAACUAUUUGGAAUCAACCUACUUAUCCACCAAAAAAACAAAAAACAAAAAAAAAGAGAAAAUCACAUAGCGACAUCUCUGUCCACAGCAAUUCAACAAGAUGAACGUUUGUCCUCCUGGAAUACAGGGGGAAAAGACCUGGGCUCAGAAACAAUGGUAGUUGUUAGAGGUGUCAACCCUGUUACAUGAUAUUACACAAGCUAGGAAACUGUUCUUUCUUCUCCUUCAAUAUUCCCUUUACUUCUCGCCACAAUAUGAUGGACUUCAUUGCUAGUGCCAGGAAGUGCCCUUAGGAUGCCUUGUAGACUAACGUAGAUGUAAUCACUCCAAGA